AGAUAUUAACGAAUGUACAACUGGUUCGCAUACUUGUCAUAUUAAUGCUGAUUGUACAAACAAUGCUGGAUCAUACACCUGCAUGUGCAAGAAUGGGUUUACAGGGAAUGGUAGAGCUUGUGAUGGUAAGUAGACGUAGUUCCCGAUCGAGUGCUUACUGUGUAUGUUAAGGUGACUCGUUACGUGCAAAAUUUAAACAUACGUCACCUGUUUUUCAAGAAAUUAAUUUUUAAAUAUAUAUAUAUAUAUAUAUAUAUAUAUAUAUAUAUAUAUAUAUAUAUAUAUAUAUAUAUAUAUAUAUAUAUAUAUAUAUAUAUAUAUAUGCAACACGCAGAAUGGAGCGAGGCCGCGAGUAAGUCACCACGUCAGGUCAUAUUGGAAUUUCUUUAGUUGAUAUUCCCGCUGAAACGAAUGAUCACGCGAGUUUGUUCAUAUGGCAUAAAUAUUUGUUUUCGCAAUUCUUGUAUAAGGAUUUUGUAGGGAUAACUAUAUCGAGCCACCUUCAACGAGUAUGUUAUACAGCGUUUCAGAAAAAAUCCUUUCAAGCGUGCCCAACAGUAUUGGCCCAACAUCAUGCAACAGCGUUGAAAUAUUUGCUUUAACUGCUUAGUUUUCUAUAAAAUCAUAAGAUUUAUCCAAAUUGAAAAUUUGUACUUCGAUCAGCUAUUUAAAACUUGGCAACUUGCUUGAUGAUAUUGAGAACAAACCUUGCACCACACAGAAAUCCUAGCCAGUGCACUUACGAGAGGCAUUCAAAAAUUGACGUGUUUCACUUGUUUUAUUUCAGAGAUAAAUGAAUGUGAUGAAAAUUCUAAUUUAUGUCCGAGCAACACGAUUUGUGAAAACACCUAUGCAUCAUAUCGCUGCAACUGUCCACGUGGUCAGAAUUACAUCGACCAAGUGUGCACAGGUAAACGAGUUAUCCAAACUUUACCAUUUUUUGAUAAUUUAAUUCAUCGUGUGCUGAAAUAUACUCUUUAAUUAAAUUAAUCUGCUAUAAGAAGAACCCUGCAUUGAUUAAUUAAUGGUGGGUGUUGAGUCUGUAAGUUGCGGUCAUUUAAAUUUCAACAUAAACCAUUCGAGCAAAUUCUGGUGAGGCCUGUCGUCUUUGUACUAGUUCUUGUUUCUUUCGCGGUACGGCCAGUUUCUAAUAUUUUAAGUUCAGUGAUGCCGCCGAGGGGAGGCGAGCUAUGUUUUUCACAGUGUAGUUUUAGAUACUUAAUGAUUCAAGCACGUUAUACGUGAAAGAACAGCCGGAAAAUAAGUAAAACACACACCAAAUUAUUGUGGGAGAAUGGGAUCAGGGUGAAGUGAACCAAUUAUAACAUUAACACAUAUACUCUGGUCAACCCAAAGACUCAUUAAGCAUUAUGUUUUCGUCGCGUAGGGGUAUAUGUUAAACCUUCUAUGAGUGACUGGAUGCCCUAGGGGUGAUAGGGCCCUGUCAGACUGGUAGCGAACGCUUCUGAACCAAGGGGUGAUAACCUCCUUGGACAGUAUAUACCUACAAUUCGACUGAUUAUAUUUGCCGUAAAUAACCUUUGUUCUGUUGAGUCUAUGGGCCUGAAGAUGACCAUUGCAUUAGAGCAGCUUUCCCACAAAGCUUUUAUCUUACAAGUUCUUCUUAAUCACUUAUCACUGCAUAAAUGGUUAUCAUUGCACACUAAUAUUAGGUCUCUCGGGCAUUUCGUGAACUAGUAUUUUGCAUUUUAGAUGUUCUGGUCUUCAACCUUCAGUUCACUAUUCGAAAUGUAUCAUUUACUAAUAAUUUGAAUGAUCCCCGAGAUGAAGAUUAUUUGAAGUUAAAAUCUCAACUGGAAAGUUCGGUAAGAGUUAUAAAAUUGAUGGAAGACGAUGUUGAUGAGAAGGAAUGCUCAUAUAAUGAAGAAUUUUACUUAGGUGUAUGGACGUUGUAAUUUUGAAAAAUUGUUGAACAAAACAUACUCCGAAUGGAGAAGCAUGUCGUCAGAGCAAGCGCCUUUCACCAAUGAAAUCGUGGGUUAAUCGAUUCGUUGCCCACUCAUGCGUACAGAGUCCGUCAACACUCUGCCGAAAGUCGCGGGUUUUCUCCGGGUACUCCGAUUUCCUCCCACGGGGAAAGUUGUCAAGGUGAAUUAGGGUAAACACAUGCAGUUAAAGUUAAGAAAGUAAUCAUAAUUUUUGUGAAAGAUAAAAUAGUUUAGGCCAACUAUGUAGUUAGGUAAUGAGAUUGACCUGUGUUUCAUCUGAUAUUUUGUGCAUGAAAAUAAAAGUAAAUAGGUAAGCUUAAUACUUGAUGUAAAGCGCAUUUGAUUAUAUCCACAUGCAUGUAAACUUGCGCUAAAAGUGCUAAAGAAAUCUUAAUAUUUUAGUGUCCGUUAAAAGCAUUGGAAAUGCUUUAUCCGUGUUAUUUCUGUUUAGGUGGAUAAUGUGUACAAUAAAUCUGAUGAACGAAGCUUUUACAUUGCGCCUGCACGUUUGCAAUGGUUUAGGUAAGAAGUAUUCUCUAUAUUGUUCUUCUCUUUAACCAAAAGUUACUUAAGUAUAUUGCUCAUGGUUGCUCAUGUGGGAAGUGAUCACCAUGACCAUUGUAAAUGAAAUAAUGUAAAUUUUGAAAAGCUGGCCGAUCAUUAUUAGCCAAUGUCCGAGCAUCUACACACUUGAACGGAUAUUUCUCAGACCCAAACGAAAUUGUUAUAAUCCACACUCAUAUCGACUGAAUCUCUAUCAAUACUAGAUUCCCCUUAUUAUGUUUUCGUAGCGCUUUGCAUUGUGGUUAUAGUGGUAUCACUGAUAUUCAAGAUGGCUUAUUUUUUGUCCUGACCCGUGCAAGAACUUUAAAAAAAGCUAGGGUUAGGUGCGCGAUAGCCAACAGCAAAAUAUUCGCGUAAACAUUCAAUAUUUUCAUUCGAGGCCACUAUCUUUAUCAGUGAUACCACUACAACCACAAUGCAAAGCGCUACGAAAACGUAAUAAGGGGAAUCAUCAAUUGUCCUUUGACUUCUGUCCAGUUCACACGGUACUGGAAUUAAUUCGAUCCCUAUUCUCAUAAUUUUAAGAUCCCCCUUUUCGAGUGCACACGGAACGCAUGAAACCUGACUUACCUGAAGAAUUUGAAAGCACGGCUAUAACCGUACAAAUUCUGAUAUAAACAUAUAGAAACGAACGAAUUCGCGUUUGGGUACGACAUGCAUGCAGUUUUUAGUGAAUUAACAUAGUCGUAUAAAUAUCAAAAAUGUUUUUCUAUAAUUUAGCCAAGGUCCAUCAAAUACAGUGACAGCAAACUUCAGUAUAUUCUUCAACCCAUUAGUAAGACAAAUGUCGAUGGGUGAUGUUCGGACAGAGUUCAUUUCAAAUUUGGCAACAACAGCAAAUGGUCAGUCAGUGCUUGAACCGCGUUACGAGCUGACUAGUAGCAGUAUUGCGGCAGGUUUGUACUUUUAUUUGUACAAAAUAUAGUGUAUAGGAUUUGUAUGCUUUUUACGGUCUUACGACAAAGGGUUCGAUUCCGAAAUUGACAAUUAAUAUAUUCUCAAUCCAAUUCUAAAAAUUAUUUGAGGACAUAGAUAUUGAGAAAGGAAUAGACGUUAUGUAUUCAAAUAAUUUUUUAAAGUUAUCGUACUCUUCCCUAGCCUGCUUGCAGCCCGAAAUUUCAUUAAAGCCAAUUUGUGUCGUAAUACUAAAGCCUGGUUUCCAUUUAGUCCUAACUAUCGUGAACAUGCCAUGAUGACUAAUGUAUCAUAUUUCUAUAUAGUCAGCACACAAAAGACGAAAUAGAUGCAGACUAGCUAUUUCACAUCGUUGAACAUGACUUGGUCACGACAAUUUACGAUAGGGAACCAGGUUUAAAGGCCCGGUCACACUACACAACGAUAACGAUACGAUAAAUUGUAAACACGCGAUAAUUGGCAAAAAAAUUGUGUUAGUGUCCACACAACAACGAAAAUGAUAAAAUUAUCGUUAGACGAUAACGAUAACGAUUUUAAAAUCGCUCAUCUGAGCGAUUUUUUUUUCAGCCGGACGAUAACGAUAAAUUUUUGACCAAUCGGCGCGCGUGUACAAGUUAUCGUAUCGUUAUCGUUGUGUAGUGUGACCUGGGCUUAACUGUUGUCAAUGGGUUUAACGUGUAACUGUACAGCGACAGACAAUGAAAGAGUUUUUGUUGCGUAUAUUAUAAAUAUGUUCAAAACACGCAGCCUAAAGUUUUUUUGUGGAAUACUUGGAACUAGUACGCGAGCGUUGAUUGAUGGAAAAGUGUGUUUCUACAACUGUAUGUAAGGAAACACGAGAAAUUUCCUGUCUCGCAACUUUGUUAAGUUUACUUAAAUAAAACAAUUUUAACACGCGCUGAAAAACCAAAAGACAACAAGGGAAUUCUCAGUUUAAACAUAGUUAAUAGAAUAGAUGGUUUGGAAACUCAUUAGAAUAACAAUAUAACUCAUUAUCGAUGUUAGUCAACGUUUAUUCAUAAAGUCAUAAAUAUAUUCUUCCACCGUCACGUGUGUAUUGUAUUUUUGCCAAAUCCACCAAUAGCAAUUCCCAAUUUACCCUAUUGUUCGAGUCACUGAUAGGUAACUUUGCGAAAACAUUGCUAUUGGUUAGUUGGGCAAAAAUACAAUACGCACGUGACGGUGAAUGAUCAUGUUUAUGAAUAAACGUUGACUAACAUAGAUAAUGAGUUAUAUUGUUAUUCUAUAAUGAGUUUCCAAACCAUCUAUUCUAUAUUAGCUAUGGUUUAAAUAGAAGAGAACUUGACAAUUUAUAGUCAGGCAAUUGGUCGAGUGGAUUUUAUGUUGAGGUAAUGAGAAUAUGUAAAUUAAUCGCUGCCACUGUUUAUUUCUCGUUCUCCUAAACUCCCACGAACGUUUCUGUGACUGUAUAGAAACACGGGAAAUAUUUUGUAUUUCUUAAACGUUUCACCGUUUUCGGAGUGACAAUUGUUUUGUAUUUGAUACUAAUCCUCAGUGGUUUCUUUCAAAACGUUUCUCAAUUAGUUCCAAUGUAAUUAAUUCCAUAGCAGAAAAGUAGUGGCUCAAAUAUCACCAAUGACUUAAAAACUACUCUAAAGACACAUAAACAUUGAAUAAAACUAUUAAUUGCCUAAAUGUAUUUUUCAGGUGAUUAUAAUGAAUGUAGCUAUAGUCCCAGCGUGUGUGACAGUGAUGAGUUGUGCCAGAAUUAUCCAGGAACAUAUCGAUGUUAUUGUAGCAGUCCUCGAGCGGUCAAUAUUAACAACGUUUGCACAAGUAAGAACUCUGAUCUAUAUGAAUGGAUUCAUAAAUAUGCUGAACAUGUUUUAAAUCAUGCCUUCAUGACUUGGGGGAGGGGGAGUGACUCCCCAUGUGUGUGUGCUAUACAGGUAUACAUGCCGCCCCGAAGUAUCUCACUUUGACUUGCUAUAUGAUCUGAUAUCGAGAUAUAAAUUGAACUUGGGUCGGUUGUGUGUAUUUUCGUCUGAAAUCGGGUACAGAUUUGGAGAACAGGUUGAAAUAAAGUAUGGAAAUUCGGUGAUAUUUUUCUCUUAUAGAAACGUAUAAGGGUCUCAACAGUCAACUUCUUGACCCCCGCAAAAUUCUGAGGAAUACCCCCUCCACACCAUCCUCCGCUGUCCAAUUUCUGAUUCAGUCUAAACACAGAGAAGUUUGUUGAAAAACGAGAUGAUAGCCAAGUGUGUUUGGAAUAUAAAUUGGCCUUGGAAUGUAUCAGAUAUAUAAAUGGCUAAGGACUUCUCAACCCAAUCACUUAAUUAUGGAAAUAAUUCGCUUCUAAAAUUAGGUCAAUUUACGAGAAUUUGAUAUCUCAGUUUUCUUAACUACAUCUCGCUAGCGAAUUUUCCUUGUGUUGCUAUACCCAUGGAUUCUUGAUGGCUUCUUGAGCGAAAAAAAUUCUUGCAACUCGAGUCGUUUUUCCUUCGAACAACAUCAUUUAACGAAACAUUUCAAUAAUAUUGAUAUAUUUUCUCAAAAAGCCAUCACACUAACAAUAACACGAAAUUCUUGUUCCUUAAUUGUUUUAUUUCAGACGUGAUUACUUACGAAGCUGGUCUUUUAAUUCUUAAUAUUCCAUUUGUUCCUGAAUUGGAUGAUCCAUAUUCUUUACUUUUCCUUCAACUUGCUGAAGAUGUACAGAUUCAGGUAAG
Messenger RNA from Paramuricea clavata, 6118 nucleotides. NCBI's taxonomy places the organism in Eukaryota, Metazoa, Cnidaria, Anthozoa, Malacalcyonacea, Plexauridae. The record is from the annotation of a GenBank genome assembly.